CGCGCGGAGUGACGCGCGCGCGUGUGUGCGCAUACCCACGCCGAUCGCCGGCCCCGGCCGUGCCAAGACCCGACGAUGACUCUGAACAAUGUCACCAUGCGCCAGAGCACCGUGGGCACGCAGCCCCAGCAGCAGCGCUGGAGCAUCCCAGCUGACGGCAGGCACCUGAUGAUCCAGAAAGAGCCCCACCAGUACAGCCACCGCCACCGCCCCGCCGCCGCCCCGGACGACCACUGCCGCCGGAGCUGGUCCUCGGACUCCACGGACUCCGUCAUCUCCUCGGAGUCGGGGAACACCUACUAUCGGGUGGUGCUCAUCGGGGAGCAGGGAGUGGGCAAGUCCACUCUGGCCAACAUCUUUGCGGGUGUGCAUGACAGCAUGGACAGCGACUGCGAGGUGCUGGGAGAAGAUACAUAUGAGCGAACCCUGAUUGUGGAUGGGGAGAGUGCAACCAUUAUACUCCUGGAUAUGUGGGAAAAUAAGGGGGAGAACGAAUGGCUGCAAGACCACUGCAUGCAAGUCGGGGACGCCUACCUUAUUGUCUACUCCAUCACAGACCGAGCAAGCUUUGAGAAGGCAUCUGAGCUGCGAAUCCAGCUCCGCAGAGCCCGGCAGACAGAGGACAUUCCGAUCAUUUUGGUUGGCAAUAAAAGUGAUUUAGUGCGGUGCCGCGAAGUGUCUGUAUCAGAAGGGAGAGCGUGUGCCGUGGUGUUUGACUGCAAGUUCAUCGAGACCUCGGCGGCCGUCCAGCACAACGUGAAGGAGCUGUUUGAGGGCAUCGUGCGGCAGGUCCGCCUCCGGCGGGACAGCAAGGAGAAGAACGAGCGGCGGCUGGCCUACCAGAAAAGGAGGGAGAGCAUCCCCAGGAAAGCCAGGCGCUUCUGGGGCAAGAUCGUGGCCAAGAACAACAAGAAUAUGGCCUUCAAGCUCAAGUCCAAGUCGUGCCAUGACCUUUCUGUGCUCUGAGCUCCCCGAGUGACCCGGAUGUCCCCCCCGAUGGACAUCAUAGAAGGCCGUUGGGGCCGAUAAUCUAUAUUAGAUUGGAUUCUUAAGGAUCGCUGGAUGUGGCUUUCCCCAUUGCAGCCCGGAACUCACGUACGAGCCUCUUGGGCAACAUGGUGCAUGGGAAAUGAAAGAUCCUUGAACAGAGUCAGUAUUUAUUUACAGGAAGAGCCUGAUCUUGUUACCCGAAUGCCCCAGACUCGUGGCAGGACAUAUUUGGUGUUCAUAUGUGUUUCUUCUCUCCUUUGGAUAGUAGAGAAUUGAAGCACACAGAAGAAUACCUACGACAAGAACUUUUCUCCUAAAAAUUUUGCCCAGUGUUCUGAUAUGUGAAUUUGAGGCCAAUGACUCAUAAACAGAUAUUGGAAAGGUAUCUGAGAGUUUACUCCAAGGAGGGAGAAGUUUCUACAUACCUUAUCUCCGUGGAGCUGGGACUUGUAGAAGUAGGCUCGUCCUCAUGGUCAUGGCUCUGAUUAAUCCAUCAAACUGUGAAAAGAACUGGCGGACCUUGCGGGACACUAAAGCGUACCAACAAUUUCUGUUCAGUAUCCACAGAGAUCUGUAGAAUUGGGAACUGAUACAUGUACCACCUGUAGGCUCAGAAAUUGUAUCUUAUGUGUCUUCACAUUUUUUAUUUAGGGGCAAAUUCAUCAAAGUCUACUUAAUCAAACCACCUUUCGUGUUUCAUUAUUUUUUAACCCAUGGAGCCAUCAUAUAAAUUUUUAGAAAUCUGAAUUACUGAUAUCCUGCAGUGCAAAAUGCCAAAUGUUUCAAUAUAAUCAAAGAUCUGAAUUUUUUAUAAACCGCACAACACGAAAGCUUCCAGGGCUUUGGGGUAACCCUUGGAUGCCACAGCUCUGCUCUAUUUAUUAUUAUUUUGCAAAAUAACCAUUUUAACAUUUGAUAAAGCAUAUUUAUGAACAUAUUUCUUAGCAAGAAAACGUCCAUUUUAUUACCAUUUUCUAUCUUUUUUCAAAAUAUGCAAGUUUUUA
Messenger RNA from Lepus europaeus (European hare), 1994 nucleotides. RefSeq names its product GTP binding protein overexpressed in skeletal muscle (gene GEM). Gene Ontology annotation, molecular function: GTP binding; GTPase activity; calcium channel regulator activity. Gene Ontology annotation, biological process: negative regulation of high voltage-gated calcium channel activity. Gene Ontology annotation, cellular component: plasma membrane. The record is from RefSeq and is a predicted model, not a curated record. The transcript has 5 exons. NCBI's taxonomy places the organism in Eukaryota, Metazoa, Chordata, Mammalia, Lagomorpha, Leporidae. Bases 76 to 966 code for a protein of 296 amino acids.